Messenger RNA from Tupaia belangeri chinensis (Chinese tree shrew), 3351 nucleotides. RefSeq names its product dynein axonemal intermediate chain 3 (gene DNAI3). Lineage: Eukaryota; Metazoa; Chordata; Mammalia; Scandentia; Tupaiidae. The record is from RefSeq and is a predicted model, not a curated record. Gene Ontology annotation, biological process: cilium movement involved in cell motility; inner dynein arm assembly. The transcript has 26 exons. Bases 556 to 3243 code for a protein of 895 amino acids. Gene Ontology annotation, molecular function: dynein light chain binding; dynein heavy chain binding. Gene Ontology annotation, cellular component: inner dynein arm.
UAGCAACGGAUGCGUCAUAGCAACCGCCGGCCGAGGCGCUGAAGUUUGUGCUCUUGAGUUUAGUUUUGCUGAGAGAAGAGUCGAACUCACACUUUCAGCUCUCGGAACUUUUUCUCCAGGAUACUGAAAAGAGGCUUCUUACCCUCAGUGUAGCAGUUCAGCUACAGGGAACAUGAGUACCCUCAUGAUCUUUAAAAUGGGAAAGAAAACACAAUCCCAUCUUUGCUGAAUUAAUAGCCCAAUCUGCAGAUCCCAGAUUGAACUCCUGAUCUUCCCUUUCGGAUCUGCUCCUCCCAUAAGAACCUCACCUCUCUGCCGUCAUCAUUCCUGUGGACUACGGAAAAUCUCCUCACUGGAUUCCUUGAUUCAGCCCUUCCUUCACUGCCAUCUUCUCUCCACACGGCAGCCAUCAUGAUCCUUAAAAUAACGCAAAGUUGAUCAAGACAAGGUUCACUGCUGUAUCUCUAACACCUAGGAUAGCAUCUGACACAUCCUAGUCGCUCAGUAAAUAUCUGUGAAGUAAAUAGAGGUGGUGUGUGUGCCUAAGUCAGAACCAUGGCUCCGAAACCAAAGAGCCCAUCUGGCAAAAAGAAGGCAUCAGCUGGCAAAAAAAGGCAAAAACAAAUAUUACCCGUUACUGAAGAAGAGGAACCAGUGAACAUGGAGAGCAUGGGUCACCCAGAAAUUUAUCCUUUAGUAUUAACAACCAAGACCCAGGAAAUAUUUAAUUGCCGAAUAGAUGAAGAUGUUACAGAUGAACAACCUCAUAAGCUCAUCAAAAAACAAGACAUUUUAGAAGAUUUGCAUAAUAGAGCUGCAGUAUCUGAUUUCCAUCCAGUCAAAAAACUUGUCCAGGAGUAUCCUGGAGAUGAGCUUCUACUUGUUUAUGAUAAAGAUUUCAAAUAUGGACUUAACUUUUAUCUUAUUGGAACUGAAGAGGGCAAGGAAAACUAUUUAAAUCCCCCAGAAGUACCAGAAGAACAGGAAGAAUAUAAAGAAUAUAUUCCUGAGGAAGUAUAUGCUUAUAAACCACCCGUCUCUAAACCAUGGGUGUCUUUGGGCAGCGAAAAAGAAAUUGAAGAAGAAUCAGUUAAGGGAUCUACAAAGCAGAUUACAUAUAUGAUUUCUCGGAAACGAAGUGAAUUUGGUGCACCAAUUAAAUUUCAUGACCAGAAUGCUUCCAGUGUAAAAGAUGCCUACAUUGAAUGUACCGCCUACCCAGAUCACAUUUUCACCCUUAAACAACUUGAGAAAGAUGUUGGCAUGCAAGUAGUCCCCAAAAUGAAUGACACAAGUACUCAGACAAGAUGGACAUAUCCCAAAAAUGCUGCCACUCAGUAUUAUCCAAGAGAAUUCUCAGAAGAGGAAAAAGAAUCACUCGAACAGUCAAAGACUUUGAGUGAUUUUCUUAACAAUGUGUCUAUAAGUGUUGAAAUAGCCCUGCAGCAAAAUGAAAUCACAAACACAUUUGUUGAUGACUGGAAAUACCUGGCAGAAGAAGAAAGUACCUUUGGGGACAAGACUGACACCCACCUGAAGGAGUACCAGUCAUUUACUGACCUUCAUAGCCCAACGGAGAAAAUGAUUACCUGUGUCUCGUGGCAUCCAACCAUCUACGGGCUAAUAGUUGUGUCAGUAGCUGUGCGACUGUCCUUUGAAGACAGAGUCCACUUUUCUGAUAAGUUAUUGCUGCAACCAUCGCUGAUUCUUUUCUGGAGUUUCUCUGACCCCAUACAUCCUCAGUUAAUGCUGGAGAGCCCCGAAGACAUCUUCUGCUUCCAGUUCUGUCCCAGUGACCCUAACAUCAUUGCUGGAGGCUGUAUAAAUGGGCAGGUCGUCAUGUGGGAUAUCACGGCACACGCGGACCGCAUAGAAAAUAUCAAGGCAGGAGGGAGUAGAAGUAAAAAAGUCACACUGAAGCCUAUGUUUCUCCUCGAACCAGAUAGUAAUAAAGAAGCAAUGUAUAUCAGACACUGUGCAGUCUCUUCGAUAGAAAAUGGACAUAAGAAAGUAAUUACAGAUAUACACUGGCUGUCUGAUCAUUUUGAGAUUAACAGAAUGGGCUUUGUCUUUGAGAAUCGAAGUGGAAUAUGCUGUCAGCUUGUCACUUGCUCAGCAGAUUGCACAAUAUGUUUUUGGGAUAUUAGACCACAGAAACCUUUAACCCCCCAACCAAUAGAGAAGAAGAAAGAAGAAAGUAUUGAAAUUCCUUUUGAUGUACCAUCUACUUUUUUGCAUCUAGAUCUCUCUUGGAAACCUCUCAGUAAGAUAAAGCUGUCUAAGGGUGAGACAAGUUUAGAUCACUGCCCAACCAAGAUCAGCCUGAAUGAAGACCAUAUUCUUUACAAGACACAAGACAAAGUAUUAGCACAGAGCAAAGCGAUGAAGGCAGGAGAAGUGAACCCAUACCAUAACCUGGAAGGCGGCAUGGGCAAUCAUCUGAAGCCAAUCGAUGACUUCUGCACCAAGUUCUUCGUGGGAACAGAGGAAGGUGAAGUGAUAUACACAGACUGGAAAAUGGAGAGAGACCCUGAGACUGGCCGACUGAUGACAAAGAAGCCCGUGAGCCUCUACACUGUCCAUGAUGGAGCUGUCCACACUGUUCAGAGAUCGCCUUUCUACAAUGACAUUAUCCUCACCAUCGGGGGGUGGAACGUGGCCAUCUGGAAAGAGAACGUGAUGACUGGACCCCUCCUUCAGUCAUGCUGUGCACCGAAAAGGUACACCUCAGGACACUGGUCCCUGACAAGGCCUGGAGUUUUCUACAUUGGCCGAGAAGAUGGAUAUGUGGAUAUCUGGGACCUCCUGGAGAAAACCCACGAACCAACCCUGUCGCAAAAUAUUUGCAUAACUAUGAUCACCUACAUCAAACCCUGGACCUUUUCUCCUAAGCAGCAAUUUUUAGCCAUAGCUGAUUAUUACGGAACACUGCAUAUAUUAGAAAUUCCUUGGACACUAAGUCAUCCUUCCAGCAGUGAGGUAUUGAGUGUUAACUACUACUUUGAAAGAGAAGUCAAGCAUCUGGAAUAUGUAGAACAGCGCAAACUUAUUCGUGAGCAAGAGAAGAAAGAAAUGGAGCUGGAAACAGAGCAGAAAAAAGUUAAAACAUAUCAUAAAUCAAAAGAGCAAAUGGAAGCUGAAUUGAAAAUGGACUAUGAGAAUUAUUUGGAACUGGAAAGAACCAUCCUCAUCAGUCUUGGCCUAAUCAAAGUCUCCGAGAAAAUAUCGUACAUGGACUUGUAGGAAAGCUUUCUGAGGGCUGUCUUGGAGACUGUGUGGGACUUCUCUCUCUUUAUUCAUUGUUUUAUGUAGGUGAACCAGCAAACUAAGCAUAUAUAUAGAUAUAUUGAU